CACCGGGCCGCACCGGGCCGGGCCAUGCGCUGACGCCGCCGCGCAGCCCGCAGCCAAGGGCGGAUCCCGGGCAGGACACGCGGCGCCGCGUCUCGGGCCACGAUGCCGGAGCAGAGCAACGACUACCGGGUGGUGGUGUUCGGCGCGGGCGGCGUGGGCAAGAGCUCGCUGGUGCUGCGCUUCGUCAAGGGGACCUUCCGCGACACCUACAUCCCCACCAUCGAGGACACCUACCGCCAGGUCAUCAGCUGCGACAAGAGCGUCUGCACGCUGCAGAUCACCGACACCACGGGCAGCCACCAGUUCCCGGCCAUGCAGCGCCUCUCCAUCUCCAAGGGCCAUGCCUUCAUCCUGGUCUUCUCCGUCACCAGCAAGCAGUCGCUGGAGGAGCUGAAGCCCAUCUACCAGCAGAUCGUGCAGAUCAAGGGCAGCGUGGAGAGCAUCCCCAUCAUGCUGGUGGGCAACAAGUGCGACGAGACCCAGCGGGAGGUGGAGACCCGCGAGGGCGAGGCCGUGGCCAAGGAGUGGAAGUGCGCCUUCAUGGAGACCUCGGCCAAGAUGAACUACAACGUGAAGGAGCUCUUCCAGGAGCUGCUGAACCUGGAGAAGAGGAGGAACGUCAGCCUCACCAUCGACGGGAAGCGCUCCAGCAAGCAGAAGAGGACAGACAAAAUCAAGGGGAAGUGCAGCAUCAUGUAGAGCCCCGGACUGGCCCUGGCCCCGCUCCCGGUUCGCCCUCUCCCCCCUCGAAGUCCGGACGUCGGCACCGCAGCUGGGCCCGUCCCCUCGCCCGCCACGCGAUCACUGUGACUGCGCCGGGGCCGCGGCGGCCGCUCGCCCUUCCCGCGGGAACGCCGGGGGAGCCGUGGGGCGGCCGCUCCUCCCCACGCCCGGGGGGCUGCAGAGGCGGCACGGGGGUCUGUGGGCCCGGCCCGGCGUGGGGGGGGCUGCGCUUGCCCCACGCCGCGUCUGCACCCACACACACGCCCAUGCACACCCCCGUGCACCCCCGUGCACACCCCCGUGCACACCCGUGCACACACCCCCCCCCACGCACCCGCUGCAGCACGCUGGUGGCCGGAGGCCCCCGCACAGCCCGGGGCAGCAGGACGGGACGGGACAGGACGGGACCAGACGGGACCCUCGUGGCCGCACGGGGACAGGGGCCACCGCGGGGCCCUCCGGGCAGCCGAGGGGACGGAGCCCCCGCCGCCGCCGCCGCGUCCCCGCCGCCCGCCCGCCCGCCCGGGAGCUGCCAGCCGAAGCACAAAGCAGGGGCCCGCGCGCGGCCGCCCCAGCACAACCCUGGCCAGCUCCGACCCCGGCGCGGGGCCACCCGGCCCCUCCGGCGCCUCGGGGCCACCCCAGCCCUGACGCCGGGGUGAUGGGCGCUGCGCCCCGCCAUGGCCUGGCCGGACCCCCCCGUGCGGCCCCCCUCGCCCGGCCCCGCGGCGCCGCUCCGGCCCCUCCGCGCUGCGCCCAGCUCCCCCCAUCACCGGCUUUUUACAACACGCCACAAGCGACCAGGGGACGAGGUGACGUUGCGCUGUAGCCUUUACUCUAGAAAUAGUCUUCCUUCAAUAAAGAGAUGAGAAACUGC
Dromaius novaehollandiae (emu) is the source of this 1600-nucleotide messenger RNA. It is a transcript of the gene DIRAS1, whose product is annotated as DIRAS family GTPase 1. Gene Ontology annotation, molecular function: GDP binding; GTPase activity; GTP binding. Gene Ontology annotation, biological process: signal transduction. NCBI's taxonomy places the organism in Eukaryota, Metazoa, Chordata, Aves, Casuariiformes, Dromaiidae. Gene Ontology annotation, cellular component: plasma membrane. The coding region runs from base 103 to 699 and encodes 198 amino acids. The transcript is spliced from 2 exons. The record is from RefSeq and is a predicted model, not a curated record.